Molecule: messenger RNA, 952 nt
Organism: Mangifera indica (mango)
Lineage: Eukaryota; Viridiplantae; Streptophyta; Magnoliopsida; Sapindales; Anacardiaceae
Product: auxin-induced protein AUX22-like
Exons: 3
Coding region: 90-650 (186 amino acids)
Biological process (GO): regulation of DNA-templated transcription
Cellular component (GO): nucleus
Molecular function (GO): protein binding
Source: RefSeq, a predicted model, not a curated record
AGUCUUCACAUAUAACCUUCUGAAUUUCUUCACCGAACUAUACAAAAAGUUGCUUAAAACAUUAGAAAUUAAACAAUUCUUCUAACCAAAUGGCGAAACAAGGUUUGGAACUUGAAAUUACUGAGCUGAGAUUAGGGCUUCCGGGCGGCGGUGACAACAAGAUUAAUGAGAAGAAAAGGGUUUUCUCAGAUAUCUCUGUGGAUGAAGCAAAUUCGAGAAACGAUGAACGGAAAAUUCAGAUGAAGAGCCAAGUGGUGGGGUGGCCCCCGGUGUGUUCUUAUCGGAAGAAGAACAGUUUUAACGAGAAAGAUCGCAUUGAAACCUCAAAAAUGUAUGUGAAAGUUAGCAUGGAUGGGGCUCCUUUUCUUCGAAAAAUCGAUUUGGGGAUGCACAAAGGCUACUCUGAUCUUGCCAUGGCUUUGGAGAAGCUCUUUGGUUGCUUCGGCAUAAGUGAGGCUCUAAAGGAUGCAGACGGCUGUGAACUUGUUCCCAUUUAUGAAGAUAAAGAUGGAGACUGGAUGUUAGCAGGAGACGUGCCUUGGGAGAUGUUUAUGGAAUCAUGCAAGAGGCUAAGGAUCAUGAAGACAUCGGAGGCCAAGGGAUUUGGGUUGCAGCCACGUGGUGAUCUCAACGCAAUUUCGAUAAAUUAAAAGUGACUUCAAAUUGAUUUUGCCAUGGAUGGAGAAUUUGAAGUUGACGGAUCAUUUUCGUAUACACUUCAUCAAUUUCUGUUUGAUGUUGUUGAUUUAUUUGAUCAAGAAGACAAUUAAUUCUUGAUUAAACAAUGGCUACACUGUCUUAUAGUUAAAUUGGGAUAGAACCCUUGAUGAUAUAUAGGAAAAAUGAUUUCCUUUUUUUUAUGAUUUCCUCUUGUUAUUUAAUAAUUAUUUGUGUCUGUUUAAGAUACAAUUAAGUUCUUCUUGAUUAUAGAUUCUUGGUUUUCAGGAUGAUA